Messenger RNA from Galeopterus variegatus (Sunda flying lemur), 3459 nucleotides. It is a transcript of the gene JPH3, whose product is annotated as junctophilin 3. NCBI's taxonomy places the organism in Eukaryota, Metazoa, Chordata, Mammalia, Dermoptera, Cynocephalidae. Gene Ontology annotation, biological process: regulation of synaptic plasticity. The transcript has 4 exons. The record is from RefSeq and is a predicted model, not a curated record. Bases 26 to 1879 code for a protein of 617 amino acids. Gene Ontology annotation, cellular component: junctional membrane complex; endoplasmic reticulum membrane; plasma membrane.
GUACCAGGGCCAGUGGGUUGGUGGCAUGCGCCAGGGCUACGGCGUGCGGCAGAGUGUCCCCUAUGGCAUGGCAGCAGUCAUCCGCUCACCCCUGAGGACAUCCAUCAACUCUCUGCGCAGUGAGCACACCAACGGCACGGCGCUGCACCCGGACGCCUCCCCGGCGGUGGCCGGCAGCCCGGCCGUGUCCCGGGGGGGCUUCGUGCUCGUGGCGCACAGCGACUCCGAGAUCCUCAAGAGCAAGAAGAAAGGGCUGUUCCGGCGCUCGCUGCUGAGCGGGCUGAAGCUGCGCAAGUCCGAGUCCAAGAGCAGCCUGGCCAGCCAGCGCAGCAAGCAGAGCUCCUUCCGCAGCGAGGCGGGCAUGAGCACCGUCAGCUCCACGGCCAGCGACAUCCACUCCACCAUCAGCCUGGGCGAGGCCGAGGCCGAGCUGGCCGUCAUCGAGGAUGACAUUGACGCCACCACCACCGAGACCUAUGUGGGCGAGUGGAAGAACGACAAGCGAUCGGGCUUCGGCGUGAGCCAGCGCUCGGAUGGGCUCAAGUACGAGGGCGAGUGGGCCGGCAACCGGCGGCAUGGCUACGGCUGCAUGACCUUCCCCGACGGCACCAAGGAGGAGGGCAAGUACAAGCAGAACGUGCUCGUCAGCGGCAAGCGCAAGAACCUCAUCCCGCUGCGGGCCAGCAAGAUCCGCGAGAAGGUGGACCGGGCCGUGGAGGCGGCCGAGCGGGCGGCCACCAUCGCCAAGCAGAAGGCUGAGAUUGCGGCUUCCAGGACCUCCCACUCGCGGGCCAAGGCUGAGGCGGCCCUCACGGCGGCACAGAAAGCCCAGGAGGAAGCACGGAUUGCCAGGAUCACUGCCAAAGAGUUCUCACCUUCCUUCCAGCACAGGGAAAACGGGCUCGAGUACCAGCGGCCGAAACAUCAGAUUUCCUGUGAUGACAUCGAGGUGCUCUCCACUGGGACACCCCUGCAGCAGGAGAGCCCAGAGCUGUACCGCAAAGGCACCACCCCUUCCGACCUGACCCCUGACGACAGCCCCCUGCAGAGCUUCCCCGCCAGCCCCACGGCCACCCCACCCCCUGUCCCGGCCUCCAGGAACAAGGUCGCCCACUUCUCCCGGCAGGUCUCAGUGGAUGAGGAGCGGGGAGGGGACAUCCAGAUGCUCCUGGAGGGCCGGGGAGGGGACUAUGCCCGCAACAGCUGGGGCGAGGAGAAGGCCGGGGGCUCCAGGGGCGUCCGCAGCGGCGCCCUCCGCAGCGGUCAGCCCGCAGAGGACUUCCGCUCCCGGGGCUCGGGCCACAAGCAGCCCGGGAACCCCAAGCCCCGGGAGCGGCGGACGGAGUCCCCCACCGUGUUCUCGUGGACUUCCCAUCACCGGCCCAGCAACCACAGCUGCGGGAGCACCAGGCUGCUGGAGCCGGACGAGGAGCGGCUGAGCAACUACAGGCUGGAGAUGAAGCCCCUGCUGAGGAUGGACGCCUACGCGCCCGAGCCGCAGCCCCAGAAGAGGCGCUACGGCAAGGGGGGCGCCUGUCGGGGCUUGGGGGAGGACCACCGUCCUGAGGACCGGGGCUUUGGGGUGCAGAGACUGAGGUCAAAGUCCCAGAAUAAGGAGAACUUCCGGCCAGCCUCCUGCACAGAGCCCACAGUGCAGAAACUGGACAGCCUGCGGCUGGGGGAUCGAGCCGAGCCCCGGCUGCUGCGCUGGGACCUGACCUUCUCCCCGCCCCAGAAGUCCCUGCCUGUUGCACUAGAGUCCGACGAGGAGAACGGGGAUGAGCUCAAGUCCAGUGCGGGCUCGGCGCCUAUUCUGGUAGUCAUGGUGAUCUUGCUCAACAUCGGAGUCGCCAUCUUGUUCAUUAACUUCUUCAUCUGAUGAGGUUGUUGCGGUGGCAGAAGGAAUGGUGUGCAACACGGGGCAUCAAAAGCAAAACAAGGGAAAGAGCAUAGCUCGGACAGUCCAACGACUUCCAAGUCUCUUCACAGAAGACAUGACUGGGUAUCACUCACAGAUUGCCUUUUUUUCCGGGUAAUGUUUUUUGGAUUUUAGCCAAAAUUCUUUGCUUGUAUAACAUUAUGCUGUGUGGCACGGCAGAAGGAGGCCAGCACGCCGACCCUCCAGCUUGAUGUGGAAAGAGAACGGAUCCCAGCGAGCCAAUGGCAAAAAAGAAGCCACUAUCGUCGUCAUCACCCCUCCCGUGGGGUGGUGGGUGGGCGGCAAAUGGAGGAACCUCAGAGAAGUGGCACUGCGCCUACCAGGAGGCGCUCUGCGGACAGCGGGUGGACUGUUUCCCUGUCUGGAAGAGCUGGGUAGUAAGCGUGGGUAUGAGGUGGGGCAUGGGUGUCCUGCACGUGGGAGGUGUGGAGGAUGCCUCCUGCCCGCAGCCCCCUCCUGGGCUGGCUCCUCAGCGAGUCCUACCAUGAGGUCCUUACUUUCCGCUCACUCAUUGCCUGUCCGGCCACCUAGGCCCCAGGGGCCAACACAGACCCUGCCGAGCACUCUGAGCAUGGAAGCCAAGGGGCGGUGCCCGCCUGGGCUCUGAGCAUGUGGCAUUUGUGCACUCAGUAGCAGGAUGUACAUUCAGGCUUCUGUGUCCUUGGCAGUGAUGGCCUGUAAAGGACGUCAUCUUCUCUUGCUGUUACUGACCUCCACGGGUUUUCACAUCUUUGUACCGUGCCUGCCUCGACUCCCCCAACAGAUAUGCAUAUUCCCACCAGACGCCUCAGUGCUACUCCAGGGCAGGUCUGGUCCCAGGGCGGGAAUGUGGUUGACACCCAGUGGCUUGAAAACUGUCGCACAUCCACUCCUGCCCCCAAUGUACAAUGUAACUCGUUUCGGUCCAACAAAAACAGGCUCCUUCUGUCUCUGCCUUCUCUACCAGGGUUGUUCCAUCAUCCACACAAAAGAACCAGGUUUGCCAGAACGUCCAAGGCCCAUGGCCUUGGCUCUCCUGCGUACAGAUGUGUCUGGGGGGGUCCAGGCCCAUCCGUACGCAGGACGCCCUGCGCUCAUGCCUGGGGUGGCCCUCACCGUGACUUCCCGCCAGUCUUCUUGGGUACAGCCCCUCUUUUGGACUCUGCCUUGCUUUGCUUAUGUUUAGCUGUUUCUCUGCUACCUUUUGAGCAGAUUUCUUUACUACAAUGCACUGGAUUGCUAUAUUUUUAACCAGAAAUAAACUAAAGAUUAGAGCAUGUUCCAGUUAAAUUCAGUUUUACUGUUUUCCGUUACACAUUCGAUCCCCAGUCCUUCUCACGGUUUGGUUUCGGGGACACAGGGGAGGGAGGGAGGAUCAGAAGGUCAUACGAUACAUUUCUGAUAAUGCUGCUUUCUAAAGGGAUAUUACAUCUUUUUGUACAUCUUACUUUUCCGUUCCUCUUUUUUAAUAUCGAGUGGUUGCUGCAGACCUGAAGUGAACCAAAUAAAGAUUCCUGCUCUUUGCAGCUCUAAGAAUCAUC